AGGAGGUCCAGGACCUGAAACGCCUCCUCGACGAGGAGCUGCUGGGCGCGGGCGAGAAGCGGCGCGCCGCCGGCGAGCUGGUCCGCGAGAUCGCGAACAUGGAGGAGGACCAGGACUACGUCGACCGGCGGGGGCAGAGGGAGGUGGCCGACGCGCGGUCGGCGCUGGAGAAGCUGGCCGCCCAGCAGCAGGAGCUGCGCGUGUGCCACCUGCAGGCCGAGGAGUGGGUCGGGGCCGUGCGCGAGGCACUGCAGCAGCAGCGGCAGGACCAGCUUCGGCUCCACGAGGAAAUGCGCGCGGGGGACGCCUGGGUGGAGCAGCUGCAGAAGCGCGUCGAGGAGCUGCUUCCGGAGCUGCAGUGCCUGGAGGAGGAGGAGAAGGCCCUCGCCAGGGGCGCGUCGAUCACGGACGCCGCCAGGGCCCGGCGGAGGGCGGAGUCGCAGCUGAGGCUGCUGCAGGAGGAGGUGGCCGCCAGGGACAGGGAGUAUGCCGAGCUUCUGGAGCAGGGCGCGCUCCUGGGCUAUCACCCCACGCAGGACCCCGACACAGAUGCGUCCGAGUCGACCGAGUGAGGCGGACAUCGGAGACGAGAAAGCGUCAUACGCAUCAACGCGCGGAGCCCCGCCCGGACUUGUCGCAUCGGCGCUGGACCUCCGGCGCUCGCCGCGCGCUCCUAGAGGGGAGCUUUGGCGCUGGCGGGAGGACCUGGAGGAGCAGCCCCGCCGCCGCAGGCCACGGCCCGACGACCACGCGGCGGCCCCGUCGGCCCUGGCGCCGUCGCUCUCGCGAGGGGCAGCCGCGGGCGCGCGGCCCUCGGCUGCCGCCGAGCUGGCCGCCGAGCUGUUGGACGAGCGGGCGACGGAAGGCGGCAGGCGCAGCGCCCGCGGAGCGAGGGAUCGCCCCCCCCGGGCAGCCGCUGCCGCCGCUCCGUGCGCGCCGCCCCCGCCUGCCCGCCAGCGUUACGUCGGGCCUGCCCCCCUACCCAG
Messenger RNA from Prorocentrum cordatum, 986 nucleotides. NCBI's taxonomy places the organism in Eukaryota, Dinophyceae, Prorocentrales, Prorocentraceae. The record is from the annotation of a GenBank genome assembly.